Messenger RNA from Hippocampus comes (tiger tail seahorse), 508 nucleotides. RefSeq names its product LSM5 homolog, U6 small nuclear RNA and mRNA degradation associated (gene lsm5). The record is from RefSeq and is a predicted model, not a curated record. Gene Ontology annotation, cellular component: Lsm1-7-Pat1 complex; U6 snRNP; U4/U6 x U5 tri-snRNP complex. Gene Ontology annotation, biological process: mRNA splicing, via spliceosome. The transcript is spliced from 5 exons. Bases 76 to 366 code for a protein of 96 amino acids. Lineage: Eukaryota; Metazoa; Chordata; Actinopteri; Syngnathiformes; Syngnathidae. Gene Ontology annotation, molecular function: RNA binding.
UGACAAGAAAACAUCCUCGACGUCGGGGCUCGACUCCUUUGGUCUGGUUUGCGGCUUUCAAUUGCUUCUGUCUGGAUGCUUUCAUCAAACAUGGCGGCAAAUCAAGCGACGAAUCCUUCUCAGUUGCUCCCGUUGGAGCUUGUGGACAAGUGCAUCGGUUCUCGCAUCCACAUUGUCAUGAAGACGGACAAAGAAAUUGUCGGCACUUUGCUGGGCUUCGAUGACUUUGUCAACAUGGUCCUCGAGGAUGUGACUGAAUUUGAACUAACACCAGAGGGUCGCAGGAUCACCAAACUGGACCAGAUCUUGCUCAAUGGCAACAACAUCACCAUGCUCAUCCCAGGCGGAGAAGGCCCGGAAGUUUAAGACCGGCAUCUGUUGGAGCAGUUUUGUUUUAUUUUUGAAUUUUUUGUUGUUCCUUCUUGUUCUUCAGGGUAGACGGGCACUUUUUGUAAAAAGCUUCUUGGUUUGACAAUAAAAAGUGCAACAUGAAGUGCGCACAUACACA